Messenger RNA from Nicotiana tabacum (common tobacco), 1509 nucleotides. Its product is annotated as glycosyltransferase BC10-like. Lineage: Eukaryota; Viridiplantae; Streptophyta; Magnoliopsida; Solanales; Solanaceae. Gene Ontology annotation, cellular component: membrane. Gene Ontology annotation, molecular function: glycosyltransferase activity. The record is from RefSeq and is a predicted model, not a curated record.
CUUAUUUCUUCAUUCAAAUAUUAUUUCCUCUUUAAAAGUCUACUCCCUUUUCUUCUUCUUCUUCUUCUCUCUUCUAUGUGUGUUUUCCUUUGUCCAAAGACAAUGAAAAAUCAAGACCAAAACUCCAUAGCAAUGGCUAUCAAACUAUUCAACACCCCAUUAAAUAUUCUAAAUCUCCUUUCUUCUUUCUUCUUCUUUGCUUGUGGUUUAACUUGUGGUAUUAUUUUCACUUUUUAUUUCAAGAAUUUUUAUAGCCUCAAUUUACAAGUCAUUAAUAGCCAAAUAUUAUCUUAUUCUUCUUCUUCACAACCCUUUUCACCACCACCUCCACCAUCACCACCGCCGCGGUCGCCGCCACCCCGAGUAGGGUUAAAUGAGUAUAUUAAACCACCUAGUUUACUUCAACAUGAUAUGAGUGAUAAAGAAUUAUUAUGGAGAGCUUCUAUGGUACCAAAAAUUCAAGAAUUUCCAUUUAAAAGAGUUCCAAAAGUUGCUUUUAUGUUUUUAACAAGAGGGCCAGUUUUAUUAUCACCACUUUGGGAAAUGUUCUUUAAAGGAAAUGAAGGGUUUUACUCCAUUUAUGUGCAUUCUGAUCCUUCUUAUAAUCAAUCACAACCUGAAAGUCCAAUUUUUCAUGGCAGGAGAAUUCCAAGCAAGGAAGUGGAAUGGGGCAAAGUAAAUAUGGUAGAGGCUGAGAAAAGACUACUAGCAAAUGCUCUUCUUGACAUCUCCAACCAAAGAUUUGUUCUCCUUUCAGAGGCUUGCAUUCCCUUGUUCAAUUUCUCUACAAUCUACACUUAUCUAAUGAACUCCACGAAAAAUUUCGUGGAGACAUAUGAUCUUCCCGGCCCAGUGGGCCGGGGCCGAUAUCGUCAUCAAAUGAGCCCAACAAUCAAGAUUCAACAAUGGAUGAAAGGGUCUCAAUGGUUCGAAAUAGAUAGAGAUCUUGCUAUCGAGGUUGUUUCAGACAAGACGUAUUUUCCAGCAUUCCAGAAAUAUUGCACAGGUUCGUGUUAUGCUGACGAGCAUUACUUGCCGACAUUUGUGAGCAUGAAAUUCGGGAAGAUGAAUUCGGGUCGGACCUUGACUUGGGUCGAUUGGUCGAAAGGCGGGCCCCACCCGACCCGAUUCCAUAGGUCAGAUGUCACUGUGGAGUUCUUGGAGAAGUUGAGGAGUGAAAGCCAAUGUGUGUACAAUGGUGAGAAGACAAAUGUGUGUUAUUUGUUUGCAAGGAAGUUCACUACUCAUGCUUUGAGUAGACUUCUGAUUUUUGCACCAAUGGUUAUGCAUUUCAACAGAUAAUAGGAUUAAUUAACACAUUUUUAUGUACAUGAAAAACCAAUUCUUUUGUAACAAGUGAUCACAUGAUCAAUAAUUUUUCAUUGUUUGAUUUUUUCUAUCAGUUCAACAAAGUCUGAUGGGAAAAAAUAAACCAUAGUCAUAGGAAAAUAAAAGUGAAGAUAUGUAAACAAUUUCAAUUUUUCUAUAAAAGAACAUUUUCAGCUCUUU